Molecule: messenger RNA, 228 nt
Organism: Bipolaris zeicola 26-R-13
Lineage: Eukaryota; Fungi; Ascomycota; Dothideomycetes; Pleosporales; Pleosporaceae
Exons: 1
Source: RefSeq, a predicted model, not a curated record
AAAAGGCGGAUACUCAGAAAGUAUAUCUUCACGUGUAGAUUAGUACCCGUGGGGAGAUCGAAACUUUAUCUGAAUAGCAACAAAAGUAACCAGGAUAUCCAGUCCUCAAUACUGGAACUUGAUAAACAACAUCCAUCAUACUCCCCUCCAACACGCCAACCCGAAGCAACACUCCAUGAAAGUAGCAUCAUGUACCGCUCACUGACCCAAUUUGCUUACUCUUACUGA